This is a messenger RNA of Beauveria bassiana ARSEF 2860, 1218 nucleotides long. Its product is annotated as U3 small nucleolar RNA-associated protein 6. NCBI's taxonomy places the organism in Eukaryota, Fungi, Ascomycota, Sordariomycetes, Hypocreales, Cordycipitaceae. Gene Ontology annotation, cellular component: small-subunit processome; Pwp2p-containing subcomplex of 90S preribosome. The record is from RefSeq and is a predicted model, not a curated record. The transcript has 2 exons. Bases 1 to 1218 code for a protein of 405 amino acids. Gene Ontology annotation, biological process: maturation of SSU-rRNA from tricistronic rRNA transcript (SSU-rRNA, 5.8S rRNA, LSU-rRNA). Gene Ontology annotation, molecular function: snoRNA binding; protein binding.
AUGGCAGGCGUCGCUGAAAAGGCUCGCUUCUUUCUUGAGCGAUCCGUACCGCAGCUGCGAGAAUGGGAGGACAAGGAAAUCUUCUCCAAGGAUGAAAUCCGCACCAUUGUCCAGAAACGAAAUCAACACGAGCACAAGGUCCUCUCCCCCGGAAAUACCGCCUACGACUGGUCCGCCUACGCGCAGUGGGAGCAAUCCCUCGAGACGCUGCGGGCCAAGCGCUGCCAGCGCCUCAAGAUCCGGCACCUCACCUCGGCGCACGCCGGUCAGAGCCGCGUGCUCGGCAUCUACGAACGCGGCGUUGGGCGGCACCCGGGCAGCGGCGCGCUCUGGCGCGCGUACCUCGCCUACACCGCCGGCGUGCAGGCCUCGAAGCGCUGGCGCCGCACCAUGACCAACGCCCUGCGCAUGCUGCCCGCCGACGCCGAGCUCUGGGUCGUGGCUGGCCGCCGCUCCGCCCGCUCCGGCGACAUGGCCGCUGCCCGCGGCUUCUUCAUGCGCGGAUGCCGCUUCUGCACCGCCGACGACCGCCUUUGGCUAGAGUACGCCCGCUGCGAGAUGGAGUGGCUCGCCAAGAUGGAGGACAAGAAGCGCAGGAGCGGCGGUGCAAAGUUGUCGUCGAAAGAGGCGAUCCUGCCCGCGCGCCGGCCUGCCGACGACGACGAGCUGCGUUUGGAGGACACCGACGACGAGAGUGAGGGCGAAGACGGCGUCAUCCUGCCCGAGCCUACGAGAGCGCAGGCCAAGGUCAUUGACGAGUCGGCCACCCAGCAGCUCGCCGCCAACCCGGCCCUCGACGGCGCCAUACCCAUGGCCAUCUUCGACAUUGCCCGCAAGCAGGCCUUUUACAAGCCCGACGUCGCCGAGCGCUUCUUCUUCAUGUUUGCCACGUUCCGCCAGCUGCCCGUCUACCCGCGCAUAGCGCAGCACGUCCUGGACGCGCUCACGUCGCAGUGUCCCAGGGACCCGGCCACCGCCAACUGCCUCGUCCGCCAGCCAAUCGCCGGCGUCAGCCCGCUCACGGCCGACUUCCCCAGAGGCUUGCGCGAGGCGCUCCCGCGUCUCGAGGAGCAGCUCGCAGCGACGUCGGAUCGUGCGGUGCUGGUCAAGAAGACCGAGACGUGGAUCGACGAGUGUCUGGCAGUUGAGGGGCUUGAUGAGGCCAUCAAAACGGUCCUGGAGCACACAAAAAGCAGUCUCAAUGAGGAGGCGGAGUGA